Carassius gibelio (silver crucian carp) is the source of this 5224-nucleotide messenger RNA. Its product is annotated as rho guanine nucleotide exchange factor 6. The transcript has 22 exons. NCBI's taxonomy places the organism in Eukaryota, Metazoa, Chordata, Actinopteri, Cypriniformes, Cyprinidae. Gene Ontology annotation, molecular function: guanyl-nucleotide exchange factor activity; protein binding. The record is from RefSeq and is a predicted model, not a curated record. The coding region runs from base 127 to 2460 and encodes 777 amino acids.
AAUGGUCGUUGUAACAUCAGUGAAAAGCAGAAGCGCGACGGAUGUGGGUAGCAUCUCAACACAAAUAGUGACAGCUGGCGCACCAAGGGUGCAGCUAAAUCUGAAAGGCCCAUUGAGCCUAAAACUAUGAAUCCCGAGGAGCAGGCUGUUACGUGGCUAAUAACAUUAGGCGUGCUUAAUUCACCCAAAAAGAAUAUCGCUGAUCCGGAGGAAUUUCUGAAAACAUCUCUCAGAGAUGGGGUCGUCCUGUGUAAGCUUAUGGAGCGAGUGCUACCUGGAGCCAUCUUAAAGUAUUCAACUGAACCCAGAUGCGAAGCGGACUGCAUUGCAAACAUUCGAGAGUUUCUAAAAGGAUGCCAGUCUCUAAAGGUUGAGGGCUUUGAUCCAGAAAGUUUAUAUACUGGCGAGAACUUCAGCAAGGUUCUGUCGACACUCUCAGCAGUGAACAUCGCCACUCAAGAUACCCCUAAAAGAUCAUGUUCCCAGUCCAGUGGCUCUGCUCCUAGCCUGUCAGCCCCUUCACAAGCUGUUCCCAACCUAAAGUCCAGCAGGUCUUUACGGAGGCAGUCAAAAGCUUUGGAAAUGUCAGAGAAUGGAGGUGGCGGGCAGCUGGUGGUCAAGGCACGCUUUAAUUUCAAGCAGAACAAUGAGGACGAGCUGUCUUUCAACAAGGGCGAGUUGAUCCAUGUCACACGCCAGGAGGAUGGUGGAUGGUGGGAGGGAACCCUUAACGGCAAAACCGGCUGGUUCCCUAGCAAUUACGUCCGGGAGGUCAAGCCAUGUGAGAAGCCGAUUUCUCCGAAAGCGGUAAAAGGACCUGACGUUCCUCAGUUGACUAAAAAUUAUUACAGUGUGGUGGUGCAAGACAUCUUGGAGCAUGAGAGAGAGUUUGUUAAGGAACUGCAGACGGUUCUGGGCUGCUACCUGCGCCCUCUGCAGACCAGCGACAAGCUGUCUAGUGCGGACUGCUCCAGUCUGAACGGGAAUUUAGAGGACAUCCUCUCGUUCCAACAGGGACUGUGUCUUGCCUUAGAGGAGUGCUCCAAGAUGCCAGAGGGCCAGCAGCGGAUUGGCGGCUGUUACCUGAACCUGAUGUGUCAGAUCAGAACACUGUACUUGUCCUACUGCUCCAGCCAUCCGUCUGCAGUCUGUGUGCUGACCGAUCACAGUGAGGAGCUGGACAAGUUCAUGGAGAGUCAGGGCGCCAGUGCUCCAGGUAUCCUGACCCUCACCACCAGCCUGAGCAGACCCUUCAUGAGGCUCGACAAAUACCCCAUCCUGCUGCAGGAGCUUGAGCGACAUGUGGAGGACGCGCAUCCAGAUUACAGUGACAUUCUCAAAGCGACUGUUGCUUUUAAAAACCUUGUGACUCAGUGUCAAGAUCUGCGUAAAAGAAAGAACCUGGAGUUGCAGAUCUUGUCGGAGCCGGUGCGGGGCUGGGAGGGCGACAGCAUGAAGUCACUGGGUCAGGUGGUCUACAUGUCACAGGUCCAUAUGCAGAGCAGCUCAAAUGAGGAAAAGGAAGAGCGAUACUUCAUGCUGUUUCCUAAUGUGGUAGUCAUGCUGUCUGCCAGCCCCAGAAUGAGUGGCUUCAUUUACCAGGGACGUCUUCCACUGACUGGAACCACUGUAACCAGACAGCCAGAGGAUGCAGAGACAGGCCAUUAUGCUUUUGAGAUCACAGGAGGGACAAUAGAUCGCACCAUGGUGUUCUGCAGUAGUGCACAGGAGCAGCUGGAGUGGUUAGAGCAUCUUCAUGCUUACAGCAAGGAAGGAAGUCCAGUCGGAACAAUAUUGAAGAGUGUUGAGGGUAAACCUACAGCCAUGGCUGGCACGUCGUCCCACCACUUGCACAGUUUCGGUUCUGGUGUGGCUAACCGAGGACCUUUCGAACCCCCUAAACUCACCAAGCCAUGGUCCUUAAGCUGUCUCAGACCAGCGCCGCCCCUCAAGCCCUCCGCUGCGCUAGGUUAUAAAGAGAGGAUGUCUUAUAUCCUGAAGGACACUAGUAAAAGCCCAAAACCCAGAGCCAAGUUCCUCCCAAAGAGAAAAACGGAGAGAAAACAAUCAGACGAUGAGAUCAUGCUCAGAAAAAGCACAGCAGCUCUGGAGGAGGAUGCACAGAUACUCAAAGUGAUUGAGGCCUACUGCACCGGAGCCAGUCUCCUCCAGUCCACCACAGCUGUUCGUAAGGAGUGCAUCCCCCAGGUCCUGCUGCCAGAUGAAGAGAAGAUUAUUGUUGAGGAGAUCAAGAGCAAUGGCCAGACCAUCAUUGAGGAAAAAAGUCUUGUUGAUGCUGUUUAUGCUCUAAAAGAUGAAGUCCAUGAAUUAAAAAAGGAGAAUAAAUGGAUGAAGCAAUGUCUGGAAGAGGAACAGAAGUCCCGUAAGGAGCUAGAGCGUAUAGUCAGAAAGUUGGCCAAGCAAAAGAAUGACACUUCCUGGGAUGAAGGAGGUCACUAAAGAACACUCUGGACACUCGCCUGUUUCCCUUCGCCAGCCGCAUGUAUGUGUUUCCGCGUCUGUGUGUCCUCACCAGUGUGUUUUUAUGUGUUUUCUCCAUCACAUUACACACUGAACGUUGCUUUUGAAAAGUCACCGUGCUGGGGAUUUUCAGCCAUUUCUCGUCAGAUGUUUUUUAAGGACAAGAGGCGAUAAGAAGAUCAACUCUGUGAUUAGUGACUGUGUUUAUCUUGCCAUACUGAAGAAUAUCACUGUGCGGUUUGCUUCACACUCCUGUGAUGUGACAUUCUAGAACAAACCGGCAACUGUUUCCGGAAAACCAAGUGAACUGCAUCUUAAGUAUCUUGUGAUUUGGAAAACUUCAGAUAACCGUUUAAGAGUCCAGUCCAUUUUUUGUUCCGGUUCACUCCGCUCCAAUCCAACAAGAAUCAUCACAGAAAAGACGGUGGAAUCUCUCGGUUUUGAAAUGAACAAAUAUCUGCCUCACUUUAUGACUGUUACUGGUCACGGACAAAAGAAAUCCGAUGACAUUCAGCCCAUGAACAGCAUUCCGACUCAAGCCGCUAUUGCACAAGUGAAAAUAUUCUGUUUAUGGCAUAAGAGAAGAUACUUGUCAUAGGAUUCCAACAAGUAUUGCUCUUUUUAGACCUAUUUCUGCUUUUAUAAUGUGAAAACUGUUGCUUUUAGGUAACAAAUGAACAAGAUUGAGAUUUGUGGUUUGCACCUGAUUGAAACGAGAUGCCCUACUUCUUGAAAUGAGUUUGGUUUUUCCUUUUAGUUUGAAGGCUUUGAAUUAAAUGCCUGUAAUGCGUCAUUGGACUGUAGGUUUAGAUUCAGUUUAUUCCAAAUAUGUGUUACCCGGACAGUCGCUCGCAUCAGUAUGGGUACACAGUAUUUCCAAAACAGCCAUUAUAAUACUACAUAAUCACGCUUUUGAUAAUCAUCACUAGUUUGAAGCUGUCAGGGAUAUCGUUGUCAGAAAUAGUUAGGUUUAUGAUACUAUACUAAUAGGAUACAUCAUAUAAUGUAUGUAUGUCAUAUAUACAGUAUAAAUAUGUAUAUAUCAGAUAUUAUGGAGAAAGGAAUCUUUUUUUAAUGAUAACAAAAAUACAGUAGGAACUUCAUCCUCCUUUUUCAGAGGCUUGAAACUAUUUCAUAUGCUUCUUAAACCAAAAACAAUGCAGUAUGUUUGCGGAUUUGGUGCUAGGAGCCCUUUUAGGACUCAAAAAACAAGUGUGCGUAGAAGCAUACGGUACUUAAGGCACUGUUUUUGUCCUCACUUACCAUAUCUUGGAGGCUCAUAUUAGAGUGACGAACAAAUGUGGUUAGAACGCAAACUGCUCCCCAUCAGCAAUAGACCUUAGGGUUACAGCAUAUUUAAUUUUUGACUGGAAUGAAAUGGAGGCUGUGAUGGAUAGUGCAUUUAGUGAAUUGUGCUGUUGUUUAAUAGCAUGAGUUUAAAAAAGUAUGUGAUUUGGACAACUUUAAAGGUGAUUUUCUCAAUAUUUCAAAAAUUUUUUUUUUUUUUUUGCACCCUCAGAUUCCAGAUUUUCAAAUAGUUGUAUCUCGGCCCUAUCCUUACAAACCACACAUCAACGGAAAGCUUAUGUAUUCAGCUUUCAGAUGAUGUUUACAUCUCAGAAGAGUUAAGCUUUAUGUAGUGGAUGCCAUGGUAAAGACGGUACAUCUAUCUCUCACAGACUUGUUUUCAUCCACAUUGAAUUGCAUAUGGCAUCUAAUCUGGUUUAUAGUGGAGGUGCAUUUUCUUACUCAUUUGUAUUCUGCCAUAGUUGUGGGUGGUACCCAUGGUACAUAUUUGUUUUCCUGAACUCUUGGCAUUUUAACAGUAACUGGUUAACCGUGACUAAUCUGUCAUUCGCUAGAGAUCUUAAGCAGCGAAGAAAUGCAGGCAAGAGCUGUAAAGAUGAGCAAAACUUGGGUGGGGAGUUUUUUUUUUUUGUUGUUUUUUUGUUUUUUGUUUUUUUUUUAAACCCACCAGCGGUCACCUCCGGAGCAUUGCUGUGGCAAUUCAAUGCAAUAUGCGACUGGUUUGUUGUUACAAUCGCUGUACAAGAGCCAGAUUUUCUCUUGGAAGGAGUAUACUGUAUAAUAUAUUCUUCCGAUUAGGCAAUAAUUUGUGCUUUGAGGUGCACAAACAAAAUGCUGUUACUGUGGUACUUUGUGUAAAUCUGUUUCCUGUUUGUGUGCGUGUUUGUUUUUCCAGCAAUUAACCUUGCAUGCCAUGCGGUACACAUAGCCUUAAAUAUUAUUUUAAAGUGUUAAUCCUGAUUGUAUUGUUGUUAUGGAAACUCCUGCAGUUUUAAAGCAUCUGUCUGAAACUUUGCCAUCUGCAGUAGUGAAUGUGUUAUUUCUGAUGGCCUGUGUGUGUGUGUGUGUGCGUGCGUGUGUAAGAGGUUGAAUUGAUCCACAGGUUAUGCUAGUGUGUAUACAUGAUAUUUGCUCUAGGUGGCAACUGAUCUCAAUGAAAGGAAAUUCACUUUGUCAUGUCAUGAAUGUGUCUGAAAAAAAAAAAAUUUGAAUAGCACUUUCAGGAGAUCAUAAAAGAGGGAUGAAGAAUGUCCACGUCAGUUUCCUCUCUAAAGUGCCCAUGUCUGCAGAACACAGGUUUUAUUUUUGCGGAGUUGAUCUAUGCAAUAUAAAUGCUAUAUAUAUAAUUUGUUUUGUUUUUUUUCACUAGUGCUUGUGUUUUUAUUUCGUCUUCAUUUCAAUAAGGAUCUCUUUUAAUAAAAUAACAUCAUGUUAA